UAACCAAAAAACACAUGAUAUUGAUAGGUUCCUUAGGUGGGUGUGGGUCCCUACACCCUACUCUUCCCUUCGAUUUAGCUACAUUAUCGAUGCACACAUUUGGCAACAACAAACAACAAUACUGAGGAGUGGUUUGAAUGGCUGUGAAGUAUGAAUGUUGUAAUGUGGAGUUUUGGAAACGCAUACUGAUAAUUCAGGUGCUUGUUAUGUUCGCUGGUUUCAUGUCAGGACUCACUUUAGGACUCAUGUCAUUGAGUCUCGUUGAUCUUGAGGUCCUCGCUAAGUCUGGCACUCCUAGAGAUCGUCAUCAUGCUUCGAAGAUAUUGCCUGUUGUCAGAAAUCAACAUUUAUUGCUUUGCACCCUCCUAAUUUGCAAUGCAAUAGCCAUGGAGGCACUUCCAGUUUUCCUUGAUAGUCUGGUCGUUUGGUGGGGUGCCAUCCUAAUAUCGGUGACAUUAAUUCUUCUGUUUGGUGAGAUUAUACCCCAGUCAAUUUGUUCUCGGCAUGGUUUAGCAAUUGGUGCAACAGUGGCUCCAGUUGUCCGUGUUCUUGUAUGGAUCUGUUUUCCUGUUGCUUAUCCAAUUAGUAAGCUGUUGGACUUUUUGCUAGGGCAUCGACAUGAAGCCCUUUUCCACCGAGCUGAGUUGAAAACACUUGUAAACCUGCAUGGCCAUGAGGCUGGAAAAGGUGGGGAACUGACACAUCAUGAAACAACAAUCAUUGCUGGAGCAUUGGAACUUGCUGAGAAAAUAGCCAGUGAUGCCAUGACUCACAUAACCGAAACAUUUUGUAUUGAUAUUAAUUCAAAGCUUGAUAGGGAUCUGAUGAACCUAAUAUUGAAGAAUGGGCAUAGCAGAGUCCCUGUCUAUCAUGAUCAGCCUUCAAAUAUUAUUGGACUUAUCCUGGUCAAGAAUUUAUUGACAAUUGACCUAGAGAAUGAAGCACCCGUGAAAAGUGUGACCAUACGCAGAAUUCCAAGGGUACCAGAAACGAUGCCACUGUACGAUAUUUUGAAUGAGUUUCAGAAGGGCCAUAGCCACAUGGCUGUUGUUAUCAGACAUUGUGACAAGACAGGGCAGCAAUCUUCCAACAAUAAUUCCUAUGAGUCAGCAAGAGAUGUGAAGGUGGAUAUUGAUGGUGAGAACACACCCCGACAGGAAAAAUUGAAAACCAAGAUGUCAUUCCAUUUAUGGAAAAGUUUUCAAAACGCAAAUAACUGUAAGAGGGGUGGUUCUCAGAGCAGAAAAUGGUCAAAGAAUAUGUACUCUGAUAUUUUGGAAAUAGAUGAAAAUUCAAUUCCAAAGCUGCCCGAAAAAGAAGAAGCUGUUGGCAUAAUUACUAUGGAAGAUGUCAUUGAAGAGCUUCUACAGGGGGAGAUCUUUGAUGAGACGGAUCAUCAUUUUGAACACUCGUGACAAUUAUCUUUCAUGUACUUGUGAUGGUGUUUAGAUUCAUAGAUGAUUAGAUUAGAUAACCAGAGUAGCUGUUUGGGAUCUUGAAUGUGAUAGGCUGCUUGUAUGUAUUGUGUAUGCAACUCUAUACACGACUCGUGUACAUGUUUAAGAGAGUUUAUAUUAU
Messenger RNA from Cajanus cajan (pigeon pea), 1578 nucleotides. RefSeq names its product DUF21 domain-containing protein At2g14520-like. Gene Ontology annotation, cellular component: cytoplasm. The record is from RefSeq and is a predicted model, not a curated record. NCBI's taxonomy places the organism in Eukaryota, Viridiplantae, Streptophyta, Magnoliopsida, Fabales, Fabaceae. Gene Ontology annotation, biological process: magnesium ion homeostasis; intracellular manganese ion homeostasis.